AUGAAGGUCUGGUUCAUCACCGGCUCCUCUCGCGGCCUUGGCCUCGCCGUCGCCGAAGCCGCCCUUAACAACGGAGACUCCGUCAUCGCAACCGCACGCAAGCCCGAACAACUCGCCAACCUCGUCGGGAAAUACGGCGCUGACAGAGUCCUCCCCGUCGCCCUCGACGUCACCAACAAUGACCAAGCCAUUGCAGCCGUGAAGACCGGCCACGAAAAAUUCGGCCGUAUCGACGUGGUCGUCAAUAACGCCGGAUACGCCAAUACCGCCUCUGUCGAGGACAUUGAUAUCGAUGAUUUCCGCAGACAAGUCGACGCCAACCUCUUCGGCGUGGUGUACGUCACAAAAGCAGUCGUUCCUAUCAUGCGUCAACAGAAGUCUGGCCAUAUCUUCCAGAUUUCCUCGGUUGGUGGCCGUUUGGGUUCUCCCGGGCUUGCGGCUUAUCAAUGCUCUAAGUGGGCUGUUGGUGGGUUUUCGACGGUUCUUUCGAGGGAGAUUGCUCCGUUCGGUAUUAAGAUUACUGUUCUUGAGCCUGGUGGUAUUCGGACUGAUUGGGCUGGUGCUUCUAUGGGGAUUCCUCCUAUUAGUGAGCCUUAUCAGCAGUCGGUUGGUGCUAUGGUUGAGCAUCUGCGCUCGAUGUCUGGAAACGAGCCUUCGAUUCCUAGCAAGAUUGGACAAAUUAUUCUGAAGCUUUUGGAUGAGGAGGAGCCUCCGUUGCGUCUUGUUAUUGGGCCUGAUGCGGUUCCUUAUGCUAAGUCUGUUGGCGAGGCGCUUGCUGCGUCCGAUGAGAAGUGGCGCGAGCUGAGUCUUUCUUCGGCUUAG
Messenger RNA from Penicillium subrubescens, 822 nucleotides. RefSeq names its product Bcboa17. Lineage: Eukaryota; Fungi; Ascomycota; Eurotiomycetes; Eurotiales; Aspergillaceae. The transcript has a single exon. The record is from RefSeq and is a predicted model, not a curated record. The coding region runs from base 1 to 822 and encodes 273 amino acids.